This is a messenger RNA of Erythranthe guttata (spotted monkey flower), 497 nucleotides long. RefSeq lists its product as uncharacterized. The record is from RefSeq and is a predicted model, not a curated record. NCBI's taxonomy places the organism in Eukaryota, Viridiplantae, Streptophyta, Magnoliopsida, Lamiales, Phrymaceae.
AUUAAAUUUGAUAUGGAGCAACGAGCAAUACUCAGAAGCCGGAGGUUUUCAUAUCACGAUCAGCGGCUUUUAGCCGUAGGAUUAGCAAUUCUUGCCAUAGUUUCUCCACUGUACAUUGAUCGGAGAUUGUUAGCUGAGGAAGAAGAAGUCGAUGAAGAGGGCAUAAUCGACUUUUCAUCGUAUCUGCCGUUUUUUCUGCUGGUUUUGAUAAUAAGCAUUGCAGUUUCGGGUUAUUUAGAGCGGGGGUUUACUCUCGACCCUUACUGGAUUCAUCGAGUCGGUGGUUCUUCGACGGGUAUUGUUAUUGUUCUAAUUGUUCUUGCUUUGGUUUUGAAGUGUAAAGGCUUUACCAUCGAUUAGGGAUCAACAGGUGUUAUAUUUUAUGCGUUUUGAUUUUCAAUGUGUUCGCUUUUGUACAUUUUACGUGUUAUUCGAUCUUCUUUUUUCCCAACAUUUAUUAAAAAAAACAUUUUCUAAGAAAUGAUAUAAAAUUUAUU